AGUAAAAAAUAUAAUGCAUAGGGCCUUUUAUGAAGUUCGACUCAGGCUCGAGUUUAGGUAGGAUCGGCACUGGCCGACAUCCUUGGCCCGGGCCGAAGGGUCUCUGAAAAAAGCAAGUUGGUAUGCUAGGAGUUGGAGUUGUCUCAGGAACGAGGGGUGUGUAGGGUAUGACCUAAGAGAUGACGGUGGAUUGCGAGUCUCCGGCCGACGAAAGACCCAACAUAAGAGAGAUGGGUUCGGUAGUGAUAAUGGGCGGUCCCGUCAUCGUCGGAGUGGAACCCAAUUCUAACCUCGUAACGGCGGGCAUGACGCCAUUUCUCCGGCUACCUCUCGAAUUAGAGGCGAUUGAUACUGCCAACUGGACUUGGGACUGGAGUAGAUCAUUCUCCCGUUUAAGAUGGGCCAUCUGUUCCGCCACCUCUCUUCGGAUUUCUUCUUUUGGCGCUUCUAACUGCACAUGGAACUCAAUCAACAAAGGAUUGUCUCCGGCCAUGCUUGAUGAUCUUUCUCUUGCACGAUACCUAACGGUGGGUGCCAAAUUGUUUGAGCAAUGAUUAAACUAAUCUACAAUUAUAUGCAAAAUGAAUCGUACAAGAAACAAAAGAUAUAAACUUGGGAUUAAGGAGUUCAGAAUAUAGAUCACAAUAGAUGAACAUGAAAAUCUUGGUUUGUGUAUAAUAAUAAUAGAAUUAGUU
Cuscuta europaea is the source of this 695-nucleotide messenger RNA. Lineage: Eukaryota; Viridiplantae; Streptophyta; Magnoliopsida; Solanales; Convolvulaceae. The record is from the annotation of a GenBank genome assembly.